AAACAACCGACUCCGAAGAUGUUAAAGGCCACAACACCUACUUCAAGAUCAGCUAAUGUUCGAUUUGUUCAUCCUUUAAACAUCUCAGAGUCUGCUAAAGUGAGUUCGUCAAACGAAUAUGAUCAUGCACUCCUUUCAGCCCGCAUGUCUAAGAGUAUUUUCAAGAAACAUGAUAUAGGCUCGAAUCGAGGAAGGAUUCCAAGCACAAUUGUACCAGUUGAUAAUCUUAGUUCUAUUAAGCAG
This is a messenger RNA of Ilex paraguariensis (yerba mate), 243 nucleotides long. The record is from the annotation of a GenBank genome assembly. NCBI's taxonomy places the organism in Eukaryota, Viridiplantae, Streptophyta, Magnoliopsida, Aquifoliales, Aquifoliaceae.